This is a messenger RNA of Gaeumannomyces tritici R3-111a-1, 603 nucleotides long. RefSeq lists its product as hypothetical. Lineage: Eukaryota; Fungi; Ascomycota; Sordariomycetes; Magnaporthales; Magnaporthaceae. The record is from RefSeq and is a predicted model, not a curated record. The coding region runs from base 1 to 603 and encodes 200 amino acids. The transcript has 2 exons. Gene Ontology annotation, biological process: cellular response to oxidative stress.
AUGGCGGCGGCUUUCCUGGACGCGGUCAGGAGCCGCAGGAGUCUGUACGAGCUGGACAAGAAGCUGCCCAUCGGCCAGGACCUGAUCAAGUGGAUCGUCAACGAGUCCAUCCAGGCCGUCCCCAGCGCCUUCAACUCGCAGAGCAACCGCGCCGUCGUGCUCUUCGGCGCCGAGCACGACAGGCUCUGGGACCUGAUCGGUGACGUGCUCAAGGCGCGCAUCUCGCCCGAGAAGUGGGUCGAGGCCUCGGAGGGCAUGGAUGGGUUUAAGGCCGCCGCCGGUACCGUCCUAUUCUUCGUCGACGAGUCCGUCAUCAACCGCUUCCAGGAGAACAUCCCGUCAUACGCGCAAAACUUCCCCACGUGGGCCACGCAGUCGGACGGCAUGCUCCAGCACACCGUCUGGACCGCGCUCGAGGCCGAGGGCCUCGGCGCCAGUCUGCAGCACUAUAACCCCAUCAUCGACGACAAGGUGGCCGACGCCUGGGACCUGCCCGACACGUGGCGCCUGUCCUCGCAGCUGGUCUUUGGCGGCCGCGUCGGCGGGCCCGAGAACAAGGAGAGCGGGCCGCUGUCGGACAAGAUCAGGUUCUUUGGCGCAUAG